AAAGGCCUACAAGCCCAGACUGCCAGCUCUGGGUUGACCGUGGAGGUAGAUGUCCCCAAAUCUCAGGACCUCACCAAGAUAAUGGCAGACAUCCAGGCCCAAUAUGACGAGCUGGCUUGGAAGAACCAGUAGGAGCUGGACAAGUACUGGUCUUAACAGAUUGAGGAGAGCAACACAGGGGUCACCACGCAGUCCGUCUAGGUUGGAGCUGCUAUGACGCUCACGGAGCUGAGACAUACAGUCCAGUCCUUGGAGAUCAACCUGGACUCCAUGAGAAAUCUGAAGGCCAGCUUAGAGAACAGCCUGAGGGAGGUGGAGGCCCGUUAUGCCCUGCAGAUAGAGCAGCUCAACGGGAUCCUGCUGCACCUGGAGUCAGAGCUGGCACAGGCCCAGGCAGAGGGACAGUGCCAGGCCCAGGAGUACGAGGCCCUGCUGAACAUCAGGGUCAAGCUAGAGGCUGAGAUCGCCACCUACCGCCGCCUGCUGGAAGAUGGCAAGGACUUCAAUCUUGGUGAUGCCCUGCACAGCAGCAACUCCAUGCAAACCAUCCAAAAGACCACCAUCUGCUGGAUGGUGGAUGGCAAAGUGGUAUCUGAGACCAACGACACCAAAGUUCUGAGACAUUAAGCCAGCAGAAGCAGAGUACCCUUUGGGGAGCAGGAGGCCAAUAAAAAGUUCAGAGGUCAAAAAAAAAAAGUUAAAUUAUAUUACUCUCAAGUCAUUACAAAUAUAGGUGAUGAUUUCAUUGAAGUCCAAUGUUUUAAUGAAGUAUAUAAUCAAUUAGGGUUUUUACUUUUUAUUUGGAAAUAAGACAUGGAAGUUGCAAAAAUAGGCUUCUCCUAUAUAUUCCUCCAACUUUCCCCAAUGAUAAUAUCUCACACAACCAUAGAUUAUCAAAACCAGAACACUGACCAGGCACAGUGGUGUGCCACUUAUAGUCCCAGCUACUCAGGUGGCUGAGGUGGGAAGAUCCCUUGAGUUCAGGAGUUCAAGGCCAGCCUGAGCAACACAGUGAGACCCUGGCUCUAAAAACAAAUGGGAAGAAAACCAGAAAACUGGUGUCAUCAAUUGUGUUUAAGGAAACCGAGGCUCCUUUAAAAGUUUGUUAUAAAAUUAUAGAUAUCUCAUAAAUAUUGAGGUGGAAAGAUUCCCUGGAAGCAGCCUAAUCAGAAAGUGAAGACAGUGACAUCCAGAUAGGUUAAUACUUCUGCCAGCACCAUAAUUUCACUCUCUUGGCUGUACAUUCCAAUCACUGGAAGACAGGCAAAACUGAACCACUGGCUGGGCCCACCUUAAAUCAAUGACAUCAACAUCUGCAGGCAAAGCUCAAGUAUCAGUACGUUUUAAAACAACUUUGCCCGCUGAAGGUUCACUUAAUCAACUGAUAAGGCCGGGUGCGGUGGCUCAUGCCUGUAAUCCCAGCAUUUUGGGAGGCCGAGGCAGGCGGAUCACCUGAGGUCAGGGGUUCAAGACCAGCCUAGUCAACAUGGCAAAACCCCAUCUCUACAAAAAUACAAAAAUGAGCUGGGCAUGGUGGUGUGUGCCUGUAAUCCCAGCUACUGGGGAGGCUGAGGUGGGAGAAUCGCUUGAACCCCAGAGGCGGAGGUUGCAGUGAGCCGAGAUCGCGCCACUGCACUCCAUCUUGGGCGACAGAGUGAGACUCCAACUAAAAAAAAAGAAAAAAAAAUCAACUGAUAAUAGGCGAUUAACAGGAGAAAAGGCAUACAUAACACCGGGGUAAAAGCAGGAGAAUGAUUACCCAGUAGCUUAAUGGGGAACAGAAGAUUUUAUAUCCUUUUUUCAUAGGGGAAAGGGUAGAUGGGAAAUGUAGACAUUUAUUUUGAGGAGCAGCAAAUGAUUAUUAGGAACAAUGAAUGGACAGAAAUUAAUUAGUAAAUAAUUUUCUUUUGAGUUAUCUUGUGAAAAAGUCCCUCCAGGCAUGGCUGCGUUUCUGUCUUUCUGAAAUAGGAUACGAGAUUUCAGUGAGGGGAGGAAUGCGAUUGUUUCUUCUACAAAGAGGCUUCUAGAGUCAGGGAAGGAAAUUUCAGAGAGUACCUCCCCGCACUUGGGGAAAGUGAGAGCAACAAGUCAAGGUUGGGGGACCUGCAUUAUGAGGCAGCUUCUAAAGCUUCUGUCUUUGGGGUAUCGCUUUCUGAGCGUCAAGAGUAAAACGUGAUGCAUUCCUUUCCUUCCAACUUAGAUUCUAGUAGUUUAGAUCAGUAUCACUGUUUUUACUUCAAGGUUCAGGAAACGCUGGAAAUUGCUAGCUAAUAUCACAGGAAAAAAACAAAAAAAACACGAGGUUGACUUCACCUAUUCUGCCUACCGGCGGUAGGUAACCAUGUAUGAAUAGAGACUCCCAGGCAUAAUCAAAUUACCUCGGUCAAGUCCUCGCCCUAAGACUAUUUUUGGAAACCAGGGAUUUUCCAGAUUACUGAAAGCCGUGGCGGUGUCAAAGGCCGGGCAGGAGUUUCGCAAGCGGAGCUAUGAAAGCAGCCACCCUCGCGGUCAUUCCUAUGCCUCCACCCUACUUCCCCACACCGGCAAAAAAACGCUCCCCGGGGAGCUUUCAUUUGGUAACCGAUACGGUCCACAGCCCUGUGUUCUUCAAAUACUGUAAAGCAGCCCUCUCCAGAUUCCUUGAGGGUCACUUUAUAUUAAACAUUCGUCCACACACGACAACAAAGUCACCACUUCCACCCACCAAAGCGCGCUCAGGUCGGCCGCCACUUCCCUUGGUACACGCGGAACACAAGCCGCGCCGAGGCUAAAGAGGCCGGAAUGCAGGGCGAAGGGGCGCAGAGAUGCUAGCCAAUGCUGCCACCUCUAUUUUGGGUAUAAGGGAUCUUGUAAAGCUCCGUUAUUCGUGUGGCUUAGUAUCACAAACAAGGUGGUUUCGACCGGCCUUGGCUAGAGAAGGCCUCGUUAGCCUCUGAGGACCCCAAAGUCUGUCGCAGCACCCAACACUCCCCUGGCAGGCCCAGAUGCUUGAGGCGGAGGCGCGGCCUGGAGGGACUAGUUGGCGCGCGGCGGCCCGGCGUGGUGACGUCAGGGCGGAAGCGCACGCGGCGUGAAGCGGCCCAGAACCCGGCGGUCACGGGAAUAUCCGUCGCGCCGAGAACGCUGGUUAGUCUUGUUUCGGGUUCCGGCUGCGUUGGGCUUGCGUGCGGCUCGCUAAGACUAUGGCGUCCGGGCCUCAUUCGACAGCUACUGCUGCCGCCGCCGCCUCAUCGGCCGCCCCAAGCGCGGGCGGCUCCAGCUCCGGGACGACGACCACGACGACGACCACGACGGGAGGGAUCCUGAUCGGCGAUCGCCUGUACUCGGAAGUUUCACUCACCAUCGACCACUCUCUGAUUCCGGAGGAGAGGCUCUCGCCCACCCCAUCCAUGCAGGACGGGCUCGACCUGCCCAGCGAGACGGACUUACGCAUCCUGGGCUGCGAGCUCAUCCAGGCCGCCGGCAUUCUCCUCCGGCUGCCGCAGGUGGCGAUGGCAACGGGGCAGGUGUUGUUUCAUCGUUUUUUCUACUCCAAAUCUUUCGUCAAACACAGUUUCGAGAUUGUUGCUAUGGCUUGUAUUAAUCUUGCAUCAAAAAUCGAAGAAGCACCUAGAAGAAUAAGAGAUGUGAUUAAUGUAUUCCACCACCUCCGCCAGUUAAGAGGAAAAAGGACUCCAAGCCCCCUGAUCCUUGAUCAGAACUACAUUAACACCAAAAAUCAAGUUAUCAAAGCAGAGAGGAGGGUGCUAAAGGAGUUGGGAUUUUGUGUUCAUGUCAAGCAUCCUCAUAAGAUCAUUGUUAUGUAUUUACAAGUCUUAGAAUGUGAACGUAAUCAAACCCUGGUUCAAACUGCCUGGAAUUACAUGAAUGACAGUCUUCGAACCAAUGUGUUUGUUCGAUUUCAACCAGAGACUAUAGCAUGUGCUUGCAUCUACCUUGCAGCUAGAGCACUUCAGAUUCCAUUGCCAACUCGUCCCCAUUGGUUUCUUCUUUUUGGUACUACAGAAGAGGAAAUCCAGGAAAUCUGCAUAGAAACACUUAGGCUUUAUACCAGAAAAAAGCCAAACUAUGAAUUACUGGAAAAAGAAGUAGAAAAAAGAAAAGUAGCCUUACAAGAAGCCAAAUUAAAAGCAAAGGGAUUGAAUCCGGAUGGAACUCCAGCCCUUUCAACCCUGGGUGGAUUUUCUCCAGCCUCCAAGCCAUCAUCACCAAGAGAAGUAAAAGCUGAAGAGAAAUCACCAAUCUCCAUUAAUGUGAAGACAGUCAAAAAAGAACCUGAGGAUAGACAACAGGCUUCCAAAAGCCCUUACAAUGGUGUAAGAAAAGACAGCAAGAGAAGUAGAAAUAGCAGAAGUGCAAGUCGAUCAAGGUCAAGAACACGAUCACGUUCUAGAUCACAUACUCCAAGAAGACACUAUAAUAAUAGGCGGAGUCGAUCUGGAACAUACAGCUCGAGAUCAAGAAGCAGGUCCCGCAGUCACAGUGAAAGCCCUCGAAGACAUCAUAAUCAUGGUUCUCCUCACCUUAAGGCCAAGCAUACCAGAGAUGAUUUAAAAAGUUCAAACAGACAUGGUCAUAAAAGGAAAAAAUCUCGUUCUCGAUCUCAGAGCAAGUCUCGGGAUCACUCAGAUGCAGCCAAGAAACACAGGCAUGAAAGGGGACAUCAUAGGGACAGGCGUGAACGAUCUCGAUCCUUUGAGAGGUCCCAUAAAACCAAGCACCAUGGUGGCAGUCGCUCAGGACAUGGCAGGCACAGGCGCUGACUUUCUCUUCCUUUGAGCCUGCAUCAGUUCUUGGUUUUGCCUAUCUACAGUGUGAUGUAUGGACUCAAUCAAAACAUUAAACGCAAACUGAUUAGGAUUUGAUUUCUUGAAACCCUCUAGGUCUCUAGAACACUGAGGACAGUUUCUUUUGAAAAGAACUAUGUUAAUUUUUUUGCACAUUAAAAUGCCCUAGCAGUAUCUAAUUAAAAACCAUGGUCAGGUUCAAUUGUACUUUAUUAUAGUUGUGUAUUGUUUAUUGCUAUAAGAACUGGAGCGUGAAUUCUGUAAAAAUGUAUCUUAUUUUUAUACAGAUAAAAUUGCAGACACUGUUCUAUUUAAGUGGUUAUUUGUUUAAAUGAUGGUGAAUACUUUCUUAACACUGGUUUGUCUGCAUGUGUAAAGAUUUUUACAAGGAAAUAAAAUACAAAUCUUGUUUUUUCUAAA
Molecule: messenger RNA, 5207 nt
Organism: Pongo pygmaeus (Bornean orangutan)
Lineage: Eukaryota; Metazoa; Chordata; Mammalia; Primates; Hominidae
Gene: CCNL1
Product: cyclin L1
Exons: 11
Coding region: 3183-4763 (526 amino acids)
Biological process (GO): regulation of transcription by RNA polymerase II
Molecular function (GO): cyclin-dependent protein serine/threonine kinase regulator activity
Source: RefSeq, a predicted model, not a curated record